Molecule: messenger RNA, 801 nt
Organism: Lachancea meyersii CBS 8951
Lineage: Eukaryota; Fungi; Ascomycota; Saccharomycetes; Saccharomycetales; Saccharomycetaceae
Source: the annotation of a GenBank genome assembly
AUGAAGUUCAGUAAAUCCAAGCGCAAAGGGUCCAAAAAGCGAGCUUUUGGCAAUGCCAAUGAUGAAUCAGACAAUUCCGAUCAAGAGGAGAGUUUAGAGCAGUUUAUGAAGCGAAAAUCGGCCAAAAUAGCUGAAGGUUUGCCCCAGACAGAGGAAUUGAAAAGUUUAGGCAAUGAUAAUGAUCGUGGGGAUAAAAUAGCGGCAGAACGCAGAAAACGACCAGACUCUUCAAAGCUAAUUGACAAAUUCAAAGCCGCCAAAGAGCAGCGGGAUCUGGAUAAGUUGUAUCAUCAGUCGUUGAAGGCAGAAUUGGAAAACCAAAAUGACGAAUUGAGUCAGAAAUCGGAGAGUUAUAUAAGUGACAGCUAUAAAGAGAAGAAAGAAGCACUAGACCGUGUCUCAGAGGCCGCGAGACUUGAGGAGUUGGAGGAGAAUGCAGAUGCAAGCUAUUCGAGAUCGGCCGCGACCGCGCACGUGAAUCGUUUUCUGAUCCAAACGGACUCGCGCGACGAGUACAGCGCGGAAUGUUCGAAAAGUCCGGCUCGAGAAUCGAACGCGAGCAAAGAGCUCGUGUCGCUUCAGAAGGGCCCAUACCAAAAUGACGUAUACGUCGGCAAGCCGGCAGCAGCAGGUGUAGAGCGACGAGCUUCGAGCUCAGCCGGUCUGGCAAAAGCUCCAUUACAGCUGUCAGAAUUGGGCCAUAGGACAGUGAUCGCGAAAUUUCUCGCCUCCACGAAGACUUUCGAAGAACUCGAACAUCAAAAACAGCUUUAUCUAGCAAGACGGUCAAUGGAAAGUUGA